AUGGCUCAGGAUCUCUAUGUACUCUUCCUUAUUCUUUUCAUUGCCUUGAACCUGCAAAUUGUUCUCUCAUGGAGGAUGCAGAAUUCUACAAACGAUAUUAGUGAUGAUCAAUGCCCCCCACAACCCCACCCUUUUGGUAUGUGCAAGUCACGAGUAGCAGCUUAUGGCUAUCCCUGUGAAGAAUAUCAUGUAACAACAGAGGAUGGCUAUAUUCUUAGCUUAAAGAGGAUCCCCCAUGGUCUUUCUAAUGCUACCAGUAACUCGACUGAGGAUACGAGGACACCAGUACUACUAUUCCAUGGGCUGCUGGUGGAUGGUUUCUGUUGGGUACUGAGUACACCAAAACAAUCACUAGGCUUCAUUUUGGCUGAUGGUGGGUUUGAUGUUUGGAUCGCCAACUGUCGUGGAACAAAGUCCAGUCGCAGACAUACCACCCUCACCCCAGAAGACCCGGCUUUUUGGGACUGGACAUGGGACCAACUUGCUGAUUAUGAUCUUCCUGCUUUACUUCAGUUUGUCUAUAACCAAACAGGAGGCCAGAAAGUCCACUAUAUUGGUCACUCCCUGGGGACCUUGAUUAUGCUUGCAGCCCUCUCAGAUAACAAGUUAACAGACGUAGUGCGAUCAGCCGCGUUGCUCUGCCCAAUUGCUUAUCUGAACAGGAUGAAAUCAAGGCUCAUCUUGCUUGCGGCUCGUAUCUUCCUUGCAGAAACAAUUCACAUGCUAGGUUAUCACGAGUUCAAUCCUCUUGGGCGAGUUGCACAAGAACUGUUAGGAGAAGUCUGCGUCGACCCAGACGUCGACUGUUAUGAUCUAUUUUCAUCUGUAGCAGGACCGGACUGCUGCCUCAAUGCUUCGACUACAUGCAUCUUCCUGCAGCACGGUCCACAAUCAACCUCUGUCAAAAACAUGGUCCACAUGUCGCAGCUGGUCAGGAAAUCAUCGAUCAGAAAGUACGACUACGGAAACGAGAAGGAGAACAUGAGGCACUACAAUCAGACACGGCCCCCGCCAUACGAUCUCUCGUCCAUCCCGAGGCAUGUCCCCUUGUUCCUCACCCAUGGCGGCCAAGAUUUUCUCGGCGACGUCCCUGACACCAGACACCUCCUGCGGACGCUCAUCAGGGAGCAUGACAGCGAUGACAUCGAGGUGCUGUACAUGCCUGACUAUGCGCACGGCGACUUUGUCAUGGGCUACAAUGCUCCACAACUCAUAUACAAGCCCAUGGUGGAAUUCUUCAAGCGUCACUGA
Messenger RNA from Miscanthus lutarioriparius, 1251 nucleotides. Lineage: Eukaryota; Viridiplantae; Streptophyta; Magnoliopsida; Poales; Poaceae. The record is from the annotation of a GenBank genome assembly.